AACUUGCAUCGGUCUAGCGGUGGGUGCCAUAGCAACGGCGCAAAAGAAACAUUAUCCACAGCUUUUCGCAGACAAUGCAAUUAAUUAUAGCUAUAGCUCGUUUGCUACUGCGGCAAGGGAGUGACAAAACCUGUCAAUCGAAAUUCAAUAUGACUUUAAUCGCUACUUGUGAUUAACUCCAUGCGUAAAAACUGCCAGGUUGUUUGCUGGCUAUCGUUACUGUAGCUCGCGUGACAGGUUCGGUGGUUCGGCAGCUCGAGACGAAUUAGGCAGCCUGUCGUAAUUUCUUGAGAGCUUGCUACCACCUCGCCAAUUAAAUCGCUAAAUAGACAAUGAGAUAAUAGCUGAUGUUACUUUCAUGGUCAAUUCUAUUCAAAAAUAUGUUUCGUCGUGUUCAUUGACUAUAAUUACCAACUGUCUGGCUUAGUCAAGUUUCCUGUUGAAGUUGGAAGUUGCAGUAGCCAGUCAGAUGGCUAUGUCAGACCCAUAGCAUUGAGGAAGGAUUGACAGAAACACCUGUGGAUUUCUUCAGAUCUGAAGCAAGAGUGCAGCUUGAUUUUUUUUUACCCCCCCCCGGUCUACCAGUUCUUGCACUGUUGUUAGGAGUUCCAUUCAUCUGUAAAAUUGUUUGAACUUCAGUUUUUGAAACUUUUGUUUUUUUCGCUUAUUUUCCUUUGACUUUCACGUUGCUUAUUCAGUUGAAUUUUCAUAUAUGUAAUCUCAUCAGACAUAUCACAUUUAGCCAUUUAGAUGUACAUGACAAAGAAAUCUGCAAGGCAGCUACAGUGUGUUUUGGUAGUUGUUUGUUUAAAUGUUAUAGUUACUUUUAAAGGCAAAAGCUUCUAACAUAGCAUCAUUGGACACUUUUAUUGACAACAUCAGGUGGGGGGACAUGGUUGUAACUCAUUUGUUUAUUGGAAGGGUGAAAGGCUUAAAGUGGUAGUAGGGUACACAAAAUAAUAUACUGUGUUCAAAUAAUGAUAGAUUUGAAAAUAUAUGUAGCGGUGGAGGCUUUCCUGUAAUUUCCUGUUAUAUAGACGUUUCCUGCAUUAUUGUCUGACAUUGAAAAAAUAUUUUGCACUAAAUGGCUGAUUGAACUGGAAAUAGAAUAAUUGAAAGGGUGGUCUCAGAAUUUUGCUCAGUACUGUACAUUUGGUGUAUUGGUUAGUAAAAGUUUUAGUGAGCUAAGGAAUCUGUUUGCAAAUACAGGAACUUAUUUUGCUCCUGACUAACUGUUCUUAUACUCACACUUCUGGCUACACAGUUACUGAUUCUGAGAAGUACCCUUUUCUGUUACUGCUACUGCUGCGCUUAUGUACUUCAUGUACUUCGUUGCUCUGGAUAAGAGUCAUCUCUAAAUUAAGUUAUUGUAAUUCAGUUUAGUGGUUAUUACAUUACAUUUUUGCAGUCUGGUAAAUUAUUAAUAUUAUUUUCUUAUUCUGGUAUUAUUUGGGCCAGUAGUCUAUAUUUUGUUGGUGCCAGGGCAUGCUGGUAAUAGUAACCACUCAGGCAAUCAAUGUCUACUUUAUGUACUGUAAUCUCCUCAUUUCCCCUGUGCAGUGUUACCUAAAACGAUGGAUGAGAACCCUUUUUGGGUUCACAUCCAUAGUUUUAAGAACCCGGAAAUGCACGUCCUGAUAAUGACCACGAGAGGAGAGAUGAGUGGAGUUUUUGUGUGUGUGUACGUGUGUUUGGGCAUGCGUGAAUUUGGAAGUGUGUGUGACUUUGUGAGAUUUCCACGAGGGCGGGCGAGGUUCUUCUGGAAAAUGCCUUGUCUGUUACUGUCUGGGGGUUUCAAAGGUUAAGUUUCCACAACGUUUCCAGCAGACAGCAGCCCACUUGGCUAACUCGCCGGGUGCCAAUUUGUCUAGGAGAGAGCGCUGUCAUAAACCUUAAAUCAGCUUGGUAGGCAUUAGGGUGAUAGGUCUGCCUUUCCGCUAAGUCUUUCUGUUUUAUUUAUUUGCUGUUUGUUUCACCCUCACUCUCACUCACAUUCUCUCUCUCUCUCUGUGUUUCAGUUCAGUUCCAUUCAGUUAAUUUAAGUUCACUUCAUUUGGCUUUGUUGAUUUGCCAAUACAUCUGUAUUUCCAAAGCUUAUGCUGAAAAAACAAAUAACAAGUAAAAAUGUGAAUAAUAACAAAACAUGGCUGUAUAACUAUACAAUAAAAAAAUGUUUUAUUUUGUUUUUGUAUUGCUUCAAUGCUCUUUACCUCCCUACCUUUCAUUCAUCUUUCUCUUUUCUGUUUGUUCUGCUGUUCUCGCAAACCCAAUUCCCCUCAUUUCUUGCUUUUCGCACUUUUCCCCCCAGUUUUUGACGAACGUCUAUGCUCAUAUCAGAACGAGGCGGUUUCUCUGUCUUCGCGCCCCCUUGUUCUCAGUAUUUCCUGGUUGUGGGUUUGAGAGAGGGAGGAGGAGAGAGGGCCGCAGGGGUGUGCGUGUGCCUCCUCUUGCCCCUAUAAGUGGCGCGUGGCGCGUUCACCUGUGCGCCAGCUCACCAGGCAGUGAUUUCACAGAGACGAAGACAUAGUCAGUUACAAAAAAUAAAAUAAACAGCAAAAAAAAGAGACAAAAACCUGAGGCAGACAAACGGACACAAAGGCAAAAUCGAAGAACAAUUUGAACAAAAGAUCGCGACAGAACAACUAAAAAGAGAGCCAAAGGUUCGCUGACUCACUGAGAGAGCAGAGGCAAAAGGGUUUAGGUUUAAGAAGAACCAGUACCAUCAGCCAUGAACCGCAGUCAUUUUGGCGACUCAGCUGGUGUGAGAAUGAAUGCUGACAACUGCAAUGGCCGUUCUUAUGUGUCAGGCAGUGGAGACUCGUCGAUGGAGAGGGAGUUCUCAGGGGGACUGGGGGGGCCGACAAUGAGCACUCUGAACAGCCAGCAUUCCUCCCCAAGCCGCUCCCUCAGUGCAAACUCCAUCAAGGUGGAGCUGUACAGCGAUGAUGACCCAGGCUCCGCGUUGCGACCGCAGGGGAGAGGGGGGGAGAGGGAGGAGGGAUGGAAGGAGGAGAGAGAGGAGAAGAUGGAGGGAGAGGAGGAGGAGGGCCAGGAGGAGGCAGGAGGAGAGGGGGCCAGCCCCAAGACGUCCUCCCCGGGGCCGAUCCGCCUGCCGAACGGGAAGCUCAAAUGCGACGUGUGCGGGAUGAUCUGCAUCGGACCCAACGUGCUGAUGGUGCACAAGCGCAGCCACACAGGUGAACGGCCCUUCAAGUGUAACCAGUGUGGAGCCUCCUUCACUCAGAAGGGGAACCUGCUGCGGCACAUUAAGCUGCACUCUGGGGAGAAGCCCUUCAAGUGCCCGUACUGCUCCUACGCCUGCCGCCGCCGGGACGCCCUGACCGGACACCUCCGCACCCACUCCAUGGCGUCCCCCAUCGUGGGAAAGCCGUAUAAGUGCAGUUACUGCGGCCGCAACUACAAGCAGCAGAGCUCACUGGAGGAGCACAGAGAGCGCUGCCACAGCUACCAACAGAGCCUGGAGUCCCAGAGCAGCCAUACGCAGGGCGAGGACUUGGAGCUGAUGCAAGACCCUCUGAUACAGUCACCCUUCAUCGACAGGCUGGCCAACAGCAUCACCAAACGCAAGAGGACCACACCCCAGAAGUUUGUGGGAGAAAAGCACAUGCAUCUCAACAUGGCCGACACCCCUUAUGAGCUGAAUCCCACCCUCGACAAGGUGGGAGACGCACUUGGCCCCCAGCACCAGGGGGUGGACUCCGCCCACUUUGCAGGGGUCGGAGGGGAGUACCUCAGUGGACAAAGCGGUGGCAGUGGGGGCCCAGAACCCCGUCGGUCGCUGCGGUUACCCCACCCCCACGUGGUCACCUGCCUGUCCGAACUCACCCCCGUCAUCAGCUCCAUCUACGGCCAGCUGGGGUCCCUGGGACCGCGGGGAGACUGCGCCGGGGGCGGGGCCGGCUUGGGAGGCGUGGUCUCGGGGUUAGGUGGGCGGGAGGUGGGAGAGGGCCACGAGGACCUGCCCCACCUGGGCCAUAGCCAUGCCCAGUCUCCUGGCAACAGUUGCCAGGGCUCCACGGACAGUGAGAGCAUGGCAGGGGACCAGUGUGGCAUCGCCGUUGGCAACUCCAACCACCACCACCACCCACACUACCCGCCCGCCCCUCCUCCUCCUCCCCCUCCUCCCCCACCCCCGCAGCAGCAGCCACGCGGUCGGGACAGGCGCAGCCCCGCCCUCGCCAAAGAGAGGGACUGGGGGGAGCCGGAGCGGGACGAGGCCCACCCUGCGGCGGCCCCCCCGGGCUCGCCGGGCUCUUGGGGGCCGUUGCGGCUCCUGGAUGGCGAGGGCCAGCCGGUGCGGUGCUACCGCUGCGAGCACUGCCGCAUCCUCUUCCUGGACCACGUCAUGUUCACCAUCCACAUGGGCUGCCACGGCUUCCGCCAGCCCUUCGAGUGCAACAUCUGCGGCCACCGCAGCGCCGACCGCUACGAGUUCUCCUCCCACAUCGUGCGCGGCGAGCACACGCUGGGCUGAGGGCGGGGCGAGGGCGGGGCUACGCACGUAGAGAAGCCUGUGUUUGUUUGAGAUAAGGAUGAGUCCUAGGUUACUAAAAUAGGGUUAAGACAGACCGCGACUGUAUAUCCGCGUACUAAUGGGUCCAAACGGGGAAGUAAAUGGCUUGUGAGUAAAAUGGAGCCGCUUAGUUAUAUACAUAUAUAUGUCUCAGUCUGUCGUAACCCUGCUUUAAGAACCUAGAGACGAGUGGGUUUGAUCUGCACCAGAGUGAGUGAGGUAGAUGGGCGUUAGGAGUUGUGCUGUUGACUUUUAAGUGUUGACUGUUGACUUUUGCAGAGGCUAACUGAGGGAGGGGUACCAAUGCACAUACAGGUGGGGCUGUCAAACCUCACCUCCAGCUUUUUGCUGAUGGAGGCACACCCCAUCACAACCCCCCUCCCCCCAAACUAUUUUGUUUUGGUAAAGCACAACUAUUUCGCCUCAGAAGUGCCUUUCUCCUGUGUGGUUGACCUUUGGCCUUUAAAGUUGUGGAAAGAUUGUAUAAAUAGUGCUGCUGAUGGAGAAUCAUUGUCAGGGGAUUGGCUGGGAGGUUUAAGGGGCUUCGGUCUGAGGGCUGGGUUUUUUUAGGCCUGGGGGGUCAGGGUUGCGGGGUUAUGAACUACAUGAACUAUGCACUGGCCGGGUGGAAGCACAGAUUCUAGUCUAAUCUAGUUAUUUCUGUGCUCUUCGCAGCGAAAGCUCUGUUUCUCUAUCUUUGAAUCUGAAACAUUCCAAUUUGAUACGUUUAUGAAUAUUUAUGUAGGGGGUGUGGUCAAGGACCAGUGCCUUCAUAUUUAUGAAGUAUAAAGGUAGUAGGAGCUAAUCAUUUUGAUACUAGCAAGAAUCUCUUGUUGGAGAGGAGCAGACACCCAUUGCCUUAAAAGGAGUUGCAGAAUAUUGAUUGAGCUCACAUUACGCAAAUACCAAAAUAUAAAUGCAGUUUCUACUCUUUGGGCCCUAAUAGUAGUAAUAUUUAGAAUAUGUUGUUUCUGCUGUUUCUUACAUCCAAUCGUGUCAUUUUGACAAUAUUUUAGGCUUUCCGUUGUUUUCCACUGGGUGAGUUUGG
This is a messenger RNA of Anguilla anguilla (European eel), 5582 nucleotides long. RefSeq names its product zinc finger protein Eos-like. Gene Ontology annotation, molecular function: RNA polymerase II cis-regulatory region sequence-specific DNA binding; DNA-binding transcription factor activity. NCBI's taxonomy places the organism in Eukaryota, Metazoa, Chordata, Actinopteri, Anguilliformes, Anguillidae. Gene Ontology annotation, biological process: regulation of transcription by RNA polymerase II. The coding region runs from base 2729 to 4495 and encodes 588 amino acids. The transcript has 9 exons. The record is from RefSeq and is a predicted model, not a curated record.